This is a messenger RNA of Pogoniulus pusillus (Red-fronted tinkerbird), 4326 nucleotides long. RefSeq names its product interferon regulatory factor 2 binding protein 2 (gene IRF2BP2). The transcript has 2 exons. The record is from RefSeq and is a predicted model, not a curated record. Gene Ontology annotation, biological process: regulation of transcription by RNA polymerase II. Lineage: Eukaryota; Metazoa; Chordata; Aves; Piciformes; Lybiidae. Bases 335 to 2065 code for a protein of 576 amino acids. Gene Ontology annotation, cellular component: nucleus. Gene Ontology annotation, molecular function: transcription corepressor activity.
GUAGCCAGCGAGCGGGGGAGCCGUGCGGGCGGCAGCGGCCGCAGCCCUGCGUCAGCCGCGCCGCGGAGAUGCGCGUCCUCGCCGCCCUGUGAGCGCCGCCGGCGGAGACGGCGAGGAGAGCGGCGUCCCCCGCAGCGGCUUUGCCAGUCGGGGCGCCCGCCGCGCCCCUCUCCAGCGCACGGAAGAGGAAGGCGAGGGGGAGGGGGCCCAGCGGACGGUCCCGCUGCGGCCGCGGCGACCAAACCUCCCCGUCGGGACUCCGGUGGCGAGAGGCGGAGGAGGCGGCGGCAGGAGCCGGAGCGGGGAGCGCUCGCCGCUGCCCCGGGGCCGGGACAUGUCGUCGGCGGCGGUGGCGGCUGCUUCCCGCAGGCAGUCGUGCUACCUGUGCGACCUGCCCCGCAUGCCUUGGGCCAUGAUCUGGGACUUCACCGAGCCCGUCUGCCGGGGCUGCGUCAACUACGAGGGGGCCGACCGCGUGGAGUUUGUCAUCGAUACGGCGCGGCAGCUGAAGCGGGCGCACGGUUGCUUCCCCGAGGGCCGAGCCCCGCCGCCGCCCCACGCCAAGCAGCCUCCGCUCUCCGCCAAGGAGCUGUUGGCGCAGCAGCAACAGCUCGGCCACCCCGCGGCGGCAGAGGCGGCGGCGCGGCCCCCGCCGCAGCCCCUGGAGCGCUACUCGCUGGCGGCUGAGCGGCCGCCGCCCCGCCUGGGCACUGAGUACGGCGGCGGCCGACAGGUCAACGGCAUCCUGGUGCCCAACGGCUUCCCCAAGCCCGAGGAACCGCCCGAGCUGAACCGGCAGAGUCCCAACCCACGGCGAACGCACGCUGUGCCUCCCACCCUAGUGCCGCUGGUGAACGGCGCCGGGCUUCCCGCCGCCAUCAGUGGCUUGGGCAGCCGCGCCGCCGCUGCUGCUUCGCUGGCCGCCAUCUCCGCUGCGCCCGCCCCGAUGGCCGUGCCUGUCCCCCAACAGCCGGCGGCGGCGACGCAGGCGGCUACGCAGGCAGCAGGACAGCCCGGCGAGCUGGGGCACAAGCGCCCUGGCUCCGUCUCCUCCUCGUCCUCUGGCGGCAGCGGUGCGGCGGGGGAGCACGACGGCGGCGCUAAGGAAAAGCGAGGCUCAUCUGAGAGUUUGCCGGCGGCGGCGGAGCUGGCCACCGAGGGCAAGGGCCGGCCGGGCGGCGAGCAGGAGUGGCUGGCGAAGCCCAAGACGGUGCGGGACACGUUGCUGGCCCUGCAUCAGCAUGGCAGUCACGUCGUGGCACCCUUCGAUAGCAAGUUCAAGAAGGAGCCGGGCAUGGCGGGCGGAAGGCUGCUGGGCUACGAGACCAACGGCGCCGUGGCCAAGCCAGGGGCCCGUGCCGCCCGGAAGAGGAAGCCUUCUCCCGAGCCAGAGGGUGAGGCAGGCCCCCCGAAGAUCAAUGGGGAGGUGCAGCCUUGGCUGCCCACCUCGUCGGAAGGGAUGAAGCUGCCGCUGACGGCCACCCCAUUCAUGUCGCCCCCGCCGCCCACCGCCUCUCCCCACUCCAACCGGACCACGCCGCCCGAGGCGGCCCAAAACGGCCAGUCUCCCAUGGCUGCCCUCAUUUUGGUGGCGGACAAUGCCGGGGGCAACCACGCCUCCAAAGAGGCCAACCAGGUCCACUCCACCACGCGGAGGAACAGCAGCAGCCCCCCCUCGCCCUCCGCCAUGAACCAAAGAAGGCUGGGUCCCGGCAGGGAGGUGCCGGGUCAGGGGGCCAACGCGGCGGGCGGGCUGGAGCCCGUGCACCCCGCCAGCCUGCCGGACUCGUCCCUCGCCGCAAGCGUCCCGUUGUGUUGUACUCUCUGCCACGAGCGCCUAGAAGACACCCACUUCGUGCAGUGCCCCUCCGUCCCCUCCCACAAGUUCUGCUUCCCCUGCUCCCGGCAGAGCAUCAAGCAGCAGGGAGCCAGCGGGGAGGUUUAUUGUCCUAGCGGGGAGAAAUGCCCCCUGGUCGGCUCCAAUGUCCCCUGGGCCUUCAUGCAGGGGGAGAUCGCCACCAUUCUGGCUGGAGAUGUGAAAGUGAAAAAGGAGAGGGACUCGUGACUUGGCCGCUUUCGUCGCCCAGCAUCACCUUGAACUCGAACUGCUCGAAUUCUGUAUAUAUCUAUAAAUAUAUAUAUAAAUAUAUAUAUAUCUCCAAGACAAGGGAAAUGUAGACUUCAUAAACAUGGCUGUAUAAUUCUGAUUUUUUUGAAUACAUUGUGUUUCUAUAUUUUUUGAAGACUAAAGGUAUGUACUUAUUAUAAAGGCAUUUCUUCUGAUUCUUCCUUUUGUUUCUUUUUCUUUGAGUUUGGGUUUUUUUUUUUCCUUUUUUUCCCCCCUUUUUUUCAUUUUGUUAUAGCGACUAUUUGUUGUGCUUCCCUGGUGACAGUUACUGUUCAAUGUAGGCUGUGACUUGCGCUGCUUUUUUUAGAGAGCACUUGGCAAACCAGAAAUGCUUCUAGCUGUAUUUGUAUGCACUUGUUUCUUUCCCCCCCCCCCCCGCCUUUUUCUCCUCUUUUGUUUUGUUCGAGUUUUUUGUUUUAUUUCGUUUGUUUCUGUUUUUUGUUUAAAUGCCAAAUACACUUUCUGACAUUGUAAAGAUUGCCUUACUGUCUGUGAUUCCUUAUCCCUGGCCCCUGUCCUGUAGAGCUGGUCGCAUGCAGGCUUGGUUCGAGGCAGUUGGGGAGAAGAGUGGUUGGCCAAGGCAGGAAUGCCCUUUGCCAAUUCUGCCAGCCAGGCGAGCUUAGGGAGCAGGAGGGCUUUCUCCCAGAAACACGUGGCUCACAUUGAGGUGGCUGAUCCGACAGAGUCAGUACAAAAUUCCUCCAUGUUUCUCAAGGGAAGUUGCCACCAGAACAGGACGUGGAAAGGUGUCCAAGAGGCGCUGUUGAGUUAGGGAUUUCUGGGUUGGUUUGGUUUUGGUUUGGUGGUGGUUCUAUUUUUUUUUAAGGCAAAGUUGACUGCAGUUCACGUGAUCACUUGAAAGAUUACAAAACUGCAGUUCUUCACCAAUUGCACACCAGAACGUGGGAUUCUGAUAACAAACUUCAUUACACGAUUGGUAAAGGUGCCAGCGUAGCACUGUGAUCUCUGAAGGUCUUCAGUGUUGCUUCUGAGGCUUUUGUGUCUUUAGACAAAGCUGAGAGGUGGGGGUGAGAUUUUUUUUUUUUCCUCAGCUUUUAUUUUACUUUUAAUUUUCAGAUAGUGCAGAUGGACUUUGAGUUUGUUUAUCAGUCACCUCUAGUGCUGUUGCUAUUGUUACUAUCACUGACCCAAUAUUUCCAAGUAGUGGCAGGUACAGUGUGGUACAGUGACGGGGGUGACUGAAGCUCUGCCAGAUUGCCCGUGGGCAUAUAUCAAUGACAGCCCAAAUGUGGGUGGAGGAAACCUGUAAUUUCCUUAUUACAUGUGCUUGAAACAAACCUACUGCUAUUCUUUGAAAAUGGAAAUACAGACUGGUUGAAAUGAAAGCAAUUGGGGCUGCACAUAAUGGUCCUGGCCCAGCCUUUUAAGCUACUUUGGAGAACUCUUGUAAAGCCACUUCUUUUGAUCACGCUUCUGCAUCACCAAGCAGACUUCUAAAAUCAAUAAAUCAUUGGUUACUAGAAAUAGUUUGAGUCUUAUAGUGAUGUUUUCGUGCUGUUUAUAGUUUGUUGGCGGUGCUGCAGCUGUAUGAGCCCUUCUGUUGAGGUGUUUUAUAAUUGGGUUAUAAGCAGUUGUUUCCGAGCAAAAGGGGUGGCAAGGUUGUACCUUCCUGGGGAUGGGCUCAUAAACACUUUCAGUAUGGUAAGAGGAGGAGAAAAAAAAAAAAACCCACAAAUUUGAAGAAUUUGGGGUGCUUUUUAGUCAACUGUUCAUAUUGUGACAAUGUUCAGACUGCAAUUUAAUGCAGACAAAUCUUUGGAAGAGGUUUUUUUUCUUUCUCUUUUUUUUUUCCUUUGAAAAAAGAAAUUGGCAUUAGUAUUUGAAGAUCAGAAAUGCACAUAACACAGUAAUUUUUUAUGAAGUGUUUAAUGAGCACACCCACUACAUUGUGUUCCAUAUUACAGGUCAAUGUAAUACUAGGUAAGACUUGCAUGAUAAACAAAAUCAUUGAGGUCAAUAUUACGCUUUAAAACUUAUAGUCAAGAUUGGUGUCUUAUGUAAACACAUUUAGCCCAUUUGAAGAAAACGCACAUGAUAUAUAUAUACCUAUAUAUAUAUACCUAUAUAUAUUAAACAAAAAAGCAAACCACAAUUGUAAAGGAUUCUUUGGAACCACUAUGAUCUGUGUAAAUGUGUAUUUAGGCACUUUAUUAAAAAAAAAAUGGAUUUUGAGCUGA